ACAAAUAUUUUUUACUCCUUUUUCAUUACAAUACAUAGUAUUGUACAUGAAUACAUGUUUGAAAUUGUGAUGAAAUAAGCAGUCACUGAGUUUGAGGUGUUUAUAACAUGCAAUCAUGUUGUUUAGGCUUAACAAUUAUUAAUAUUUUAUCUUCUUCCAGUCACAUCAUAGGAGAGUCUGUCUGUGGCUCCUCCUCCGUCAUGUCUUGCUCUUCCUCCACAGGAGGAGGGGGAGGCGGGAGUGAUGAGUGGUCGGAGGUCAGACUGAGGAGAUCUGGGGAAAAUGGAAGGACGAGGGCAGGAUGGAGGUGACGGAAGGAGGACCUGAAGCCCUCCCAGGCAUCUCUGUCCCCUUCUGCUUCUUUAACCUGCAGGAGAGAUGGGCUGCUGGUUAAGUGCUUGGUAGAGGGGGUAAACCUUGGUGGCGUGGGUACUUACUUUGGCUUGCUGGCUCCUCCUGAGCUCGGCCUCUGCAGCCAGAUGCUGUUGUAACUCCACAGGAAAACUGAGCUCAUCUCUGACAGAAAAUCAAAAACACAAGCACAAAGAAGACCAGUCAGCAGGAAAUCCACGGUCUGCAAUGAAUCACAUUCUGACCAGUGUCCAAAGAAAAAUUAAGUGAUUUGUGUUUCCAUAUGUUUGGCUUUUUGUUUUUUUCUAAAAUGAUCUUAAUUCUCUCAUUGAUCGACGGUGAGCUGCCAGAGCAGGUCUCAGUAUCAGUGAGGGAACAUCUGUGGGGGCUGCCAGCCUUACAUGUCUGCUCUCUCCACGCGGAUGCCCCAGCGGCAGGCGACCGCGUCGACCGCCGACUGUAUCUGCUGACCGACCCGCCUCCUGUGCAGCAGGACGUGGCUGAACGCGUGCUGGGCGAGAACGUCCCUGACCGCUGCCUGCACCAGAGUCUGCAGCACUCUGGCAAGAUGAGCCAGGAAGACGUUUUAGCUACGCUCAAGAAGGAUGUCCGCUCAUUGCUCAUUUCUUCCAAGAUGGGCUUGGACGCCAACCAGCUGAAACAGGACUACUUCAAAAUGCUGGGGCAUCCCAUGCCCCUGAAGCAGCUAGGCUUCAAGAACAUCUUUGACAUGAUGAAGGAGAUACCAGAUGUAGUAUCCAUUAACCUCAGGCCGGAUGGAAGCCACAUCUUAAAGGCUGUUGGCAACAAGUCCACUCAAAGCAUUGAGAACCUAGUGGCUAAACAGCGAGUGUCAAAGACAGACAUCAGACAAAAACUCAGGAGGAGAGGAGAUGCUGCUUCCUUCAUGCCCCGUUAUGGUCAUCGGCCUUCCUCCGUUUUACCUCCUAGAAGAGGCUGUGCUCCCCUAAUGCUCCCUGCUCAGCUGAGGGCACAGUUACACAUUCUGCUGUCCCAGGGCCCUCUUAGGUUGUGUGACCUUGAGGCCUGCUACCUGAGCUGUUUUGGCCACCCACUGCGCGUCCACAACUAUGGGUUCUAUUCAACUGGAGAGAUGCUGGGGGCAGCGGCAGACCUGGUCCUCAUCCAACAGUCCAGGCUGGGCUCCAUUGUAAAACUGAGAGAACCUAUGCUUCACACGACACUGCAUAAACCAUUAAAAUCAAGGUUGAAGGAUGAAUCUAAAAUGAGGCCAGGCUAUGUUCAGACACAAGCAGUGUCCCCUGCUAAAGUCGCAGUGAACAAGAGUCCCCUGAACCAGAUGUCUGUUGAGCCUACAUUAGUCCCUGUCCUCAAUGGGUCAGCAGCUGUCGGUGAGAAAUCAAAUGUUGAGAAGAAUCAAGAAGCUCAAUUGGAGCUUGGCCAGAAAAGUCAACCUUUCCAGAAUCGCAUCCUAGAGCUCGAGGAAGAGCUUCGCCUUGGUAUUCUCGAAAAUGGACUUGCUGGUACCAUUAGUCAGGAUCUGAAGGACAACAUGAGAAAGGUUGUGAGUCAGCAUAGCAGCGGGUUGUCUGUGCAAGAGCUGCCUUGUCAAUACAAGAAAGUUUUUGGUGAAGACCUGCCUCUUGUACAGAAUGGCUUUGUCAGUGUCACUGAACUGGUCGGUGCCAUGAGCGAUAUCUUCCGCCUGAAACCUGUGGAGUAUCACAAUGGAAGUGACUGGGUAGUCAUGGACUUAGAGGACAAAGUCAGUACACAAUCAGACUUAAAUCAAACUAGAACUGUUGGUGUGAAGCAGCCAUUCAUGAGCUACUACUUAAGUUGUGGAGAGUCUCCUUGGGAAAGCAAGCAGGAUGGGGAGGAUGCUAAAACCACAGCAGACGAUGCCACUGAGGGGACUCAGGAAACGAUGUCCAACAUGUACGCUACCAUUCACGUGCGCCAUAGCCAUGCCGUGCCCCCGGACGCUCUGCUGAGCCAACGCCUCAAACCGCCAACGUGUAACAGAGCUCGAGAACUGGUGGAAGUAGUGGUGGAGCGGGUGGUGUCGCCGGGACAUUUCUACAUCCGCUUCAGCAAGAGCAAGGAGGCGCUGGCCAUGGAGGACAUGAUGAUAGACAUGAGGCGGUGUUACACCAACCCUGCGGUGUCACAGCACUACCGCCUGCCUGAGCAGUUGGUCCGUCGUGGUCAGGUCUGCUGCGUGUCACCUGAGCAGAUAUGGUUCUACCGGGUGGUGAUUCAUAGGAUUGUUAGCCUCACUCAGGUUGAGGUUUACUACGUUGAUUUUGGCAACAUGAACGUGGUGCAGAAUGCCGACCUAAAGUUCCUCAAGUCGUCUUAUUCAGUGCUCCCAGCACAAGCUGUUCCAUCAUCGCUGGCUGGAAUUGUACCCAACACUGGUAACUGGACUGCUGCAGCCACAGCUUCUUUCAAGAACCUGUGCUCAGACCGCACCCUAGUGGGCGCUCUAGACUUCUACACUGGGGAUGUGCUGCAGCUCUAUCUGUGUGACACUCAUACUCCUGAUGACAUCUACAUCCACACUGUCCUCCUGAGCCAGGGCCAUGGAGCACCAUGCAGCCCGUCAGCAUGUACAGCAUUGUGUGUCCAGGUCAACCCAGUGAGUCUCUACCUCGGGGAAGGAAAGGUGAAACUGCCUGAGGUUGAUGUAACGGCAAUUUCUAGACCCAAUUCAACAGACAGUCAGUUCACACUGAAGAUUGAUAAGGAGGAAAUGCCCGGCCUAGAAUUAUAUGAGGACAUUGAGGAUAGCCUCCACUUGAAGGAAAACCCAUUCAGUGUUCUGAUAACAAAGCAGCACACAAGAGACCUGACAUUGUAGGAAUUUGACCAAUGAUCUACACUAAGGUCUUUCCGUUUGUCUGGUCCACAAACAUAUACUCUUUGUUUUGCCUUGGACCACACUAUGGAGGCUGGGCCCUCCUACAGUCUCCACGAGAACUCUACCACAAGGAAUGAAGGCUUAUUCCUGAAUAACUGCACAUUUUAAAGUACGUUGACAGUCUUUGAGAACCUGGCAGGAUUUUUGUGCCAAUAAGGACCUGAGUUAUCCACUGGCCUUGGGAACUUUCAUUUAAAAUUUUAUGUAAUUUUAACCUGGUCUGUGUUAGAUAAAUAGUAUGUUAAGCUCUUGUUAUUGUAGGUCUUUGACUGACACAUUAAUGUGAAUAAGCUUGUUAAAAUUGUCUUUAUUUAAAAGAGUCUUGUUUUGUGGGUUUUAUGAUUUUCUUUAUUGUCUUUUCCUUCAAUCUACAAGAUGUUAAAGUGUAUCAUAAUUGUUAAUAAUAUAUUUUUUUGCACAUUGUAGUAUAAUUGCUGUUAAGGGCAAGGCAGUGUUAUAAAUCAAAAUGUCAUUUUAUUUUGAAAAUAAAAGGCAUUAAGUUCU
Messenger RNA from Betta splendens (Siamese fighting fish), 3760 nucleotides. It is a transcript of the gene tdrd5, whose product is annotated as tudor domain containing 5. The record is from RefSeq and is a predicted model, not a curated record. The transcript has 18 exons. Gene Ontology annotation, biological process: spermatogenesis. NCBI's taxonomy places the organism in Eukaryota, Metazoa, Chordata, Actinopteri, Anabantiformes, Osphronemidae. The coding region runs from base 635 to 3196 and encodes 853 amino acids.